GUGCAAUUACAAUCUCUCAGAAAACGGAAGAUGGAUUGAAUCUUCGUAGCAAGAUCCAUGGGAAAUUACCAAUCGACAUUCUUUCGGAUUACAUGGAUAUGCGCUACGUCACUGAUCUUUGCUUGUGUUGUUAUGUUAUGGAACUUGUGCAUUGCUGCAUUUUCGCCGUAUUUUCAUAUAAAAGUUGGAAAUAUAUGCUAUUACUGACAAGGAGUUCAGGCAAUAUUGGAUUAGCACACAGCCCAGGAAAAAUAUGAUAUAGUGCGUGAUAAACGAAAUAUUUAAGGAAGAUGUCAUUCUCAGUGCAUAAUGAUGACUAUCGAAGGGUUGUCGAAGAAGCCGUAAACCAAAAAGAAUCUUAUAUGGAAAGUGAUACAGCAGCUGAAUUUCUGUUAAUACCAAAGCAUGAACAGUGCAUGGAACAAACAAUGGUUGUUGGGGAAGAAAUAGUAACACCAGAAAGUAUUCAAAUAGGUAAACAUGUUUGUGACAUUACCAAUUCAGAUUCUACAAGUGAAUCAAAUACGUAUUUGGAAGAGAAUGUUAAUGCUGCUGAGCAUAUUGUAAAUUACCACGAACCUUCUGAUACCUUACAUUUGCUAACGGAGGCAAAGAUUAAGCAAGAAUGGAAUGAUAGCUUUACGGAUGAUGCUUUCAUGCAACCUGAUUAUGAUGGGCAAGAAGCUACAUUACAUUACGGAGAGGAAAUACCAGAGGCUGACGAAGAAGAUGCAGAAACAAUAGCAACAUUUGUAACUUCUGCUGGUCAACAAUUAGCUUUAUACGCAGUAGAAGAUUCUGACGAAGUAUUUGCUGUGGCUGUUUAUGAUGAAUCUGGGGAACCUCCUACGAAUUUUCAAUUUCUACUAAAAGCCGACGUAGAACGAUUGAUUGGGGAAGGCGCGGUAAGAACAGUGAAGAAACCAACUCAAAUGAAAAAUCAAUUGGUAACUACACAUCCUCCAGUAUUCUUACCUAAGCAAGAACCAGUUGAAAAAAUAGAAAGCCCGGAGAUUUCAAUGGCCGAAAUAACGGGGUUAUAUAAAAUGAACCAAAAAUCUAGUACCUGCAACAAAAAGUCUAGAAUCUCUCAGCAUUCAGAUUUAUUAGACACCAAGCCAUGCAACGUGACUUAUUCUUCUGACAGACGGUCAGAUAUUACAUACGUAAUGAUGGAUGAUACCGGCGAAAAUAUCAUGAAUCGAUCGGAGGAAAGUCAAGAAUGCUUCGAAAGUGACAAUGAAAUCAUUGAACAGUCAACAGUACAAUACAUUCUUUUGGAAGGCGAUCAGUCGGAUUCAGAAUUAACUUUCGACGAGAUUCAAGCGACGCUACGGAGUCUAAAGACGUCGCAGUCUCGAUCGUCAUUAAAGAAACCACUAAACGGAAAAGUAGCAACGGACCAAAAGACUACAAACGGAAUGUUCCUCAUGAAUUCUCCAAAUGGUUCCGUGUCGAGUAAAUCACAAAUCCCGUCGAGUUACUGUACAGUGUCUUCAGAGAGUGGACGUAGGCCUCAUUGUAAUUACGGAUCUUCAAGAAAAAAUCACAUUUCUAGUUCAUUAAUGGGGAGAAAAUAUAUAUCCGAAGGAAAAGAUAGUUUAACGAGUAACAUGGGAAAAUCUGUAACUACUGCGAGUACAGAUAAUACCAUCUCGAAGAAAGUUUCACCGAUUUCUUUAUCCGAAAGUAAAAUCGCUGAAACAGUUCAGACUGUGUCAAAGGUGAAAAGAUCUCGCAAACAGCAAUUGACACUAGUAAAUCGUGGAGAUUCCGAAAUAAUAAUACAACCUGCAUCCCUAUUGAACGAGGAGGACAAUACACAUAAAAAGCGAGGAAGACGAAAAAAGAAACCUCUUCCCGAUCCAGAUUACAAUCCACGACCUGUAAGAACGAAACGUGUAAAAAAGUCACCCAGGUAUAGAACAGUUGAAGUGAUUGAAAUUGACAUUGACGAGGAGGAAGGUGCUCCGGAAAUCGAGGACGAUGCGGUCGAAAUCGCCGUAGGGGAUCCUAACAAAGAGAAAGGAUCGAGCGACAAGGAGAACGACGUUAUAAUGGUGGGAGAUUCGGAUAAUGAGUUUCAAGUGUCACCAGUAAAAUCUUCACCGGCUGUCUUACAGUGUGAGCACUGUUCACGGAACUUCAGGCAACAAAGAGCACUUGACACACAUUCUAGAGUGUGUCCAAAAUCACCUACAAAUGCGCACAAGACACAAGAAAGGGCAGCGAGGACAGCUAUAGACAGAAGUAACGGGAAUGACGUGGACGAAAAACAGGCGGUGAAAAAGCAGUAUACGUGUAAAGUGUGCCAGGAGAAAUUUGACGUUGUCGUCGCCCUGGCACGACAUGCGCGCACUAACCAUAGUCAGAGAAAGAAGGGUAGACCCGCUAAAAUUGCUAUUGAAACUAAACCCGAAACUCCACCACUGCCGGAACCUCCUACGCCGGAGGAAGAGAAGCGGAUAGUGGUGCAAAAAACUAGAAAGAAAAAAAAUCAAAGCCCUAAUAGAAUUUGGAAUGUCAAGAAAUUAAGCUGUACCGACUGUGGCAGGUGGUUUCCCAGUGCCGCAUCACUCUCGGCGCAUUGUUUACAACAUGCAACCAAAAUGUCUGAACAACAAAGACGACGGUGCCAAACGUGCAAGAAACUCAUAAAAUCAAGGUCUCUUUAUAUUCGUCACAUAAAGAUGCACAGUAAGGCCAGGACGAGUGUAAAAUCGGUGACGAAUAUUUUGCAAAAAAAGCUACGACGCACAAGGCAGGCAGCGAGUAAAAUUACGUCGUUGAGGAAACGUGGAAGGCCCAGAAAACUUUGAUCCGUUCUGUGAAAACAAAUAGAAUUUAUAACGAAAAUUGUAUACACAUCAAGAGAUAUGUAACGUAACUUGACGUGACGUAGCAUAACGUAAUGUGAAACUUACGUUAAUAUAUUUCAGUUGGCGUAAUUAUUAUUAAAUUAACUUAUGGAUUGUUCUGCGAUGAUGCAAAAUCAAGUGCAAUUGAUAAAAGGUUGUUUUUAAAAUACGCAAUAUCUUUUAUACGGACCGUCGUAAUGUGCAUCGAUAGUAUAACAAAUAAAUUCACAUACUCAGAGAGUAGCUAAUAAAUAUAAAUGCGAUUUAUAUUUAUAAUUAUCGACAUUAAAUUACAAAUUUUCUUCAACGAAAUCAUCGCUGUUUCGUUACAUAUCUCAUAGAGGUGUUUGAGUACGCUAAGUUCCAGGUAACUGGAUUUGUUGAACCUAGAAUAUCACCUACCUUUAGUUUAUCAAAUUAUGGCAUAUUAUCGAUAGACAUUAAGCAAUGUAAAUAAUACUAUUUCCUCGGAAAUGAAUAUUUGCAAAAUGUAUUAAUACGGUGUUCUCAUAAGCGUACCGAUUCGCGAUAUUCUAGAAAGAUGACAAAGUCUCUGUAAUAUUUUGAAUAAUAGAAUGAUAUAUAAAAAGAAUAUAUUGAUACAGAUUAGAUACUGUCGUACACGUAUUACAAUUAUUAUAAAUAAAGAAUUAACUUUAAGUUGUAAAUGAUCCUGUUAUUUUGAUACAGCCUCGUGUACAUAAAGCAUAAUAGUAUAAACUACUCAUUUUAGUAAAAAAAAUAAAGCGUGAUUCGUUGUGCUAUUUACGACUAUACUACACAAACUGCAGACUGUUAAACAAAGUGUUGUAUGUACAUACAGGUUCUCAUAAUGGCUUGGUACAAAACUAGAAACGCAAAUUUUACCCCAGUAAGAUAAUUCAGUUAGAUGGUUUACAAGAAUGUGAAAUUCAGCGACAAAAUAAAAUUGUUAAAACUUC
This is a messenger RNA of Cephus cinctus (wheat stem sawfly), 3799 nucleotides long. RefSeq lists its product as uncharacterized. The coding region runs from base 291 to 2819 and encodes 842 amino acids. Gene Ontology annotation, cellular component: nucleus. The record is from RefSeq and is a predicted model, not a curated record. Gene Ontology annotation, molecular function: DNA-binding transcription factor activity, RNA polymerase II-specific; RNA polymerase II transcription regulatory region sequence-specific DNA binding. Gene Ontology annotation, biological process: regulation of transcription by RNA polymerase II. NCBI's taxonomy places the organism in Eukaryota, Metazoa, Arthropoda, Insecta, Hymenoptera, Cephidae. The transcript has 7 exons.